Messenger RNA from Australozyma saopauloensis, 582 nucleotides. RefSeq lists its product as uncharacterized. The coding region runs from base 1 to 582 and encodes 193 amino acids. NCBI's taxonomy places the organism in Eukaryota, Fungi, Ascomycota, Pichiomycetes, Serinales, Metschnikowiaceae. The record is from RefSeq and is a predicted model, not a curated record. The transcript has a single exon. Gene Ontology annotation, cellular component: COP9 signalosome.
AUGGAGAACAAUCACAUCUACCAGCUUCUAGCUCAACCUCGUUUGUACAACUACUCCUCAUAUUUGGAGCUGCUACCUGGUGUUGACCAAAAGGAAGCAAACACCUUGGAGCUAUUCUCAUUUGGAGACAUCGAGCAUUAUUUAAAGUACACAGAUCAGUACUUGAGCCUAGACAAUGUACUCAUAAGAAAACUCAUAUCGCUCUCUAUACUCUCUAUAGUUUCUCGCAAUGUUGGCAACGAAAUCCCUCUCAAAUCCAUUCUCACUGAACUCCAUUACGUGCCUUCAAUCGAAGACCUAGAGGACCUUCUCAUACAAAUGAUCGACAUGGAAUGCUUCCAUGCAACGAUAGACCAGAAAAAAGGUACCGUAUAUGUACAACAGAUGCUAGUACUACGUGACGCAUUCAACUUGGAGACGCAUGCACUGCUCAGAGUUCUUACAGAGGAAGACAUCGAGCACAGAUCGGUGGCAUGGGCCCGCCGUGUGCUUCAAUCGUGGAUGGAUGCAAAGAUCUCACCCGCAAAGGAACAGCUUCUGCUGGAGCCUCCGGCGCCAGAGGACAAACUCGUGAUAGAAUAA